Molecule: messenger RNA, 1287 nt
Organism: Alternaria triticimaculans
Lineage: Eukaryota; Fungi; Ascomycota; Dothideomycetes; Pleosporales; Pleosporaceae
Exons: 1
Coding region: 1-1287 (428 amino acids)
Biological process (GO): protein phosphorylation
Molecular function (GO): protein kinase activity; ATP binding
Source: RefSeq, a predicted model, not a curated record
AUGGAGACUUCCAAGCAAAGACUCAGACGGGCUAUGCGACUUCCUGGACCAUCUAUUGGCUUGAAGCGAUCUCAAACAGAUACUACAAAUGGCCAAGCUCAGCUGCGCCCUGGCUAUCAGGCUGAAGGUGGGGUACAAUCGGCGGCAGCAAAUCUGCCCCAUCUCCAGCUCAUACCUCCUUCGUCACAAUCCAGAGAUGGACACCAACCUACCACGCCGCCAAACAGUACCGGCUUCUCCGAUAGAUGGACCGAGAUAAGGCAAAAGGCCGAGCUGGAGCGACCCGGUCAAGGAGCCUACCAAAGCGACGAAGAAACCCUAGUUGAGGAGUCUAUCGAAAGUCAAGUGGCCCGCAUCAAAGCUCGUGUAGCAGAGUUGACGAAUAGUGUUAAGAGCGACAUCCCUGUUUCUGCAGAGCGCAAUCAGGAGAGGCCCUUGACACUACACGCUCGUCGACAUACCGCUGGGAACAUCACCACCUCCCCUAAUGUACAGUCUGCGCCACGUCACAAUGAUAUUUACAUGGAACCUGUGAUCUUCGACGACGCCUUAUCCGAGCCAUCUGGCAUCAAAACUGUUGAAGAUUCUACACGAACAUCGUCAGCGGACGGAACCGACCUAACUUGUAUCGAACGAGACCCAUUCUGCAGACCAUGGGACUCUAAGUCAAUACUGAAUCGUAUAUUAUCGGAGAUGGGUGUUCCAAGCGCUCGAGAUGCUCUCGAAAGACUUGGAUUGACCGAUCUGUGGCUACCGCUGUCGAAACAACUACUCAAACGAUCACUCAGUGAUCCCCGUCAUGUCUCUGUGUUUCUGGAAUUACAAGAAGAACAUCUCAGUGUGGUUCUUGCGCGUUGGACACAAUCUGUCACGAGACAAAAUAUACACGAUAUGAUGCUCAAUCACUGCGAGUUUGAGGACGACGAAGAGAUAUUUGAGGAUAAUCGGGUUCUCGGUGAAGGGUUGGUGGGCCUUGUCGAAGAGGUGACAGUACGAUCCCGAGAACCACCCAUUACAUGUGUGCGGAAGAAGAUCAUGAGACCUAAACAGCUCAAAGCGCACCAAAAGAUCAUGGCUGCGUUUAUGCGGGAGAUCAGAGUCAUGCGUCAGGUCAAUCAUCGCCACUGCGUUCGUUUCCUUGGGAGCUACACGGACAACGAGUCCGUCAAUAUUCUGUCACUCCCCGUGGCUGAGAUGGAUCUUGCUGCGUUACUUGAUAACCAUAUCGGAGAUUAUGAGUGGCCCAUACUCUACAAAGGAAUCGACUGUCUCUGCAACGGACUGUAA